This is a messenger RNA of Hemiscyllium ocellatum (epaulette shark), 4151 nucleotides long. RefSeq names its product zinc finger protein 271-like. The transcript is spliced from 4 exons. The record is from RefSeq and is a predicted model, not a curated record. Lineage: Eukaryota; Metazoa; Chordata; Chondrichthyes; Orectolobiformes; Hemiscylliidae. Bases 21 to 1460 code for a protein of 479 amino acids.
GUUAACACAAAUUUAUCUUCAUGGAAGAGAAGCCAUUCAAGUGUGCAGUGUGUGACCAAGCUUUCACAAAAUCAACAACACUUGUGAAUCAUCAACGUAUUCACACUGGAGAACAGCCAUUCAAAUGUAAGGUGUGUGAGAAAUCAUUCUCAUGGUCAUCAACUCUCCGAGCUCACAAAUCGGUCCACACAGGUGAGAAACCAUUCACUUGUGAGGUGUGUGGCAAGUCAUUCUUGUAUUCAUCAACCCUUCAUAGACACCGACACAUUCAUACAGGGAAGAAACGUUUCAUUUGCAAGAUGUGCAACAAAUCAUUCUUGCAGUCAUGGGCUCUCCUUGAACACGGGCGCACUCACACAGGGGAGAAACCAUUCACAUGCAAGGUGUGCAUCAAAUCCUUCUCUGAUUCAUCAGCCCUCCAUGUUCACCAACGUAUUCACAGUGGGGAGAAACCAUUCAAAUGUGAGGUGUGUGACAAAUCAUUCUCUGAUUCCUCAACCCUUCGGAAACACCGACGCAUUCACACAGGAGAGAAAUUAUUCAUAUGUGACAUGUGUGACAAAUCAUUCACAUAUUCAUCGACUCUCCAAACACACCGACGUAUACACACAGGAGAAAGACCAUUUGUAUGUGAAGUGUGUGGGAAAUCAUUCUCUGAUUCAUCAACCCUUCGCAAACACCGCCAUAUUCAUGCAGGGGAGAAACCAUUCACAUGUGACGUGUGUUUCAAAUCAUUCUCUGAUGCAUCAGCUGUCCACAAACACCGACUGAUUCACACAGGAGAGAAAUUAUUCACGUGCGAAGACUGUGACAAAUCGUUCUCACGGUUAUCAAUCCUCCUGUUGCAUCAGAAGAUUCACGCUGGACAGAAACCAUUCACAUGCAAGAUGUGUGACAAAUCAUUCUUGUAUUCAUCAACCUUUCAUAGACACCAACGAAUUCACACAGGGGAGAAACCCUUUACUUGCAGGACUUGCAACAAAUCAUUUUUGCAGUCAUGGGCCCUCCUUGAACAUCAACGCAUUCAUACACAGGAGAAACCAUUCACGUGUGAGGUGUGUAUGAAAUCAUUCUCUGAUUCAUCAAACCUCCGAACACACCAACGCAUUCACACAGGGGAGAAACCGUUCACGUGUGAAGUGUGUGACAAAUCAUUCUCUGAUUCAUCGACCCUUCGGAAACAUCGACGCAUUCAUACAGGAGAAAAACCAUUCACGUGUGAGAUGUGUAACAAAUCGUUCACGUACUCAUCGAGCCUCCGCAUACACCAACGUAUUCAUACUGGGGAGAAACCAUUCACAUGCGAGAAGUGUGGCAAGUCAUUCUCUGAUUCGUCGGCCCUCUGCAAACACCGUCGCAUUCACACAGGUGAGAAACCAUUCACGUGUGAAGUUUGCGGCAAAUCCUUCUCCAGGUCAUCAACCCUCCUGUUCCAUCAGAGGAUUCACACAAGGGAGUAACUCUUCAACUGUGAGGUGUGUGGUAAACCUUCAUUGAGCUCAUCAAAUUUCUGCACUAACUGACACAUUCAUAUAGAAGAAACCACUCCAACAUAAGAUGGCCACAUAUCACCCUCUGUGCACACCAAAGCUUUCAGACGGGACAAUCCAUUCAUGUGUGAGCUGUGUCAGAAAACUUUCUCCUUAUCAUCGGAAGUCUGCAACUACCAACACAAUCACACCAGAAAGAACCUGGUCAAGUGCUUGAGGAGUGAUAAGUCAUUCUCAAAUUCAUCAACUCUCCACAGACAUCAAUGCAUACAUACCAGGGACAAACCAUUCAUAUGUGUUGUGCAUCAAAAGCAUUCUUGUUAUCGUUGUAUCACUGCACACAUCAACACAACACUGGCAAGAAACCAUUCAAGUGUGAGGUGAGUGCAAAAUUGUACUCUCAGCCUUUGAUUCUCCCAAUCUAUCAAAGGAUCUCCAUGGCUAAGAAGCCAUUUAAGUCUGAUGUUUGUGAUGAACCUUUCUUAAAUUCUUUAUUAUUAUCAAAGGAUUCUUACAAGGGAAUAAAACUUUGAACUAAGGUGAAACUUUCACCCAAUCACCAACUCUCCUAAACCAUUAGUGAAUGCACACUGGAGUGAAAAUGUUCUGUGUGGCAUGUGACGAGGUUUUCACCUAGUCAGCGUAUCUUAUGCUCCUUCAACAUUUGUAAAGCAGAGAAACCCAGUUGGUAUCAGAUGUACAAUACAAUCUUCGUACAGUUGGUGGACCUGCCAGAACAUCAGAGAACCUACCCAGCCAUGUUCUUGCUCAGUUGUUGUUGACUGUGUGAACCUGUGCACAAUCUCACUGCAGGAUGUUCAGCAGGACUGAGACACAAAGCAAGAAGCAGCUUUCACUGCCAUCAAACAACUAGUGAUGACAAAAGCUUGCUUCUCAAGAUGCUUUUACCUGUUCCAAGAUAUUUCUAAAGGAUGAUAUUUUAUUUCUCCCAGGAGAUGCCAGUGAAUACGCUUGUCCCAGGAUUUAACCUUUUUGAGAGCAAUAUUGUUCAUUGUACACUAGGAUGUUUGUAGCCUUUCUCUUUCUGGGGAAUACAGCAGUCUACCCCUGGUGUAGCCAGAAUCUGAAACAUUUCUUCACAUUCCACGUCUCUCAGUGAGCUCCCUGACCGAAUCACAGCAUCAGUAACCAAUGCUUUCUCCUCAGUGUGUACUGAAAUUGUGGCAUCAACCAUGGAAGGAAGUGAUGGACCUAGUCCCUAAGCAGCUGACCAUCAGGCUACUCACCUUCCCUCAAUAUGAAUGUGACUUCCUAACUUCACUGAGUUCACAUGGAGACCAUAGGUUCUCAGAUGGUCAUUACACACAACUUGGAGGUGAAUUGCUUUCUGUUCAAGAAGUUCUCAGAGUCUCCCCACGUAACCUUCAAUAUCAUGUGAAUUUAUUGUCCUCAUGCCUCCAGUAUUAUAAAGUUUAUGUGACACAGCCUUCUAAACCCACAACUCUUCCAGCUCGAAGAACAAGGUGGCCGGUAAAUGGAAACAAUGUCACCUGCAAUUUCUCCUCCAAGUUACAGGGUUCUCGCUUGGAACUAUAUCAACAUCCCUUUGGUGUCGACUCUCUAACACUGGCAAUCAAGAAACCUGACAUCCUCCAGGACAAAGUAACAUGCUUGAGCGUGCCCUAGCCACUACUUUCAGCACUCCCUUCACCAAUGACGCAAAGUGGCAGCAGUAAGUACCAACUACAAGAUGCAGCUCAGUAACUCUCCAAGGCUCCUUUAACAGCACCUUCUAAACACAAAAUUUCUCCAGUUAGGAGAACAAGGUCGCAGGUAAAUGGGAGAAAUAUCACCUGCAAUUUCUCCUCCAAGUUAUAGAGUUCUGUCUUGGAACUAAAUCACUGUCUUUUCAAUGACACUGAUUGAAACCCCCGGUAUUUCCUCCCGAACAACAUUUUGGAUGUACCUACAACCCUGGGACUUUUUUUUUAAUAUGGGGAGGCAAUAACCUAGUAGCAUUAUCGUUAGACUAUAAUUCCAGAGGCCAAGGUAAUGGCCUGAGGAUCCAGGUUCAAAUCCUGCCAUGGGAGAUUGUGGAAUUUGAAUUCAAAAAACAAAUCUGCUCUCGAGAAUCCAAUGGUGAUCAUGAAACUGUUGUUGAUUUUUGGGAAAACCCAUCUAGUUCACUAACGCCGUUUAUGGACAGAAACUGUCAUCCUUACCAGGUCUGACCGACAAGUGACUCUAGACUCUCGGUGAUGUGGUUGACCCUGAAUUGCCCUCUGGACAAUUAGGGGACAGCAAUAAAUACUAGCCGAGCCAACGACACCCACAAUCCGUGAAUGAAUAAAAAACAAUGAAAUAAACUAUUGCCUGUGGGCCUGUAGUUUGCUGAAAUAAUAGCUGUCCACAGCAUGUAGACUGGAGUCAUGAAUAUGAAUGACCGUUAGAGUUCUGGUUGUUCAGACAUUCAGUGUAAUUUGGAGAGUCAUCUCUAAGAGGCAAAAUCAGUAGAAAAUCACCACUCUCAUUAUUCCCAUUUGAGGCUGUGGUCAUGGUUGUUCCUGGUUGUUUCUCGCUGUUGUUUAAUAAAUCAUUGUUAAAUAACACAACAGUUCAAUUUAUAGUUGAUGUAACUGCCAUUUAAAAUACUUGACAUCAUCAUUCAAUUGGUGAUGAAAUGACACAAAUUCCAUAAAU